ACCCCAUUAGUGCGAGCUGACGUCCGCCAUCUUGUUUUGUGGCUCAUCUUGCGUUUUUCAUAUCCUCAAAACUGAAGCGAUUUUUACCCAUUUGUAGGAGUUUUGGACACCGCUUACUACAGUAGACUUACAGUGAUGGCUGGGUUCAUGCGUCUGCCACAUAGUAAAGAGCUUCAUACGGAACAAACUGCGAACGAGACGCUCAUCAAUGAGGAGCCGACAUGAGACACUGCAUGGCAACAGGAUGGACAAGAGAACGUGCUGUGCCAGGAAACGUACAGUGAGGACCAGGAAACAUACGACUACCAACCAACCGGACAUCCAUGGAACGAGAAUUAUAGUUGGGAGCAGACAACAGACACGGGACGGCAGCAGGACAAGGAAAGGGACGUUCCAAACGACGAAAGGUUCGGUGUAAAAGCAGAAAUAGAGGAGUCCGGCUGUGAGGUUUCAACUGAAGAACUGUGUACUGGGUAUCCUGGGAAGGAGAUGGACAAUCCUGGACACCAUGGGAAGGAGAGUGACAGCAGGGAGACCCAGACAACAGACAUGGGCCUGCAGCAGGAAACGUGUGAUGUGAACUUUCCCCAACCUGACAACACAUCAACCUCACAGGUACAGGAGAGCAAAGGUGAUAUGGGAAGGCAUGUGGUUAAAAACACUAGUGAGAAACGCUACAUGUGUGGGGAGUGUGGGUACAUGACAGCUAAAAAGUGCCACUUAUCCCAGCACAUGAGAACCCACACAGGAGAAAAACCUUUCAAGUGUGACCAGUGUGACUAUUCUGCGGCACAGAAAGUCCAUUUGGACUCCCAUCUAGCAAAACACACUGGAGAGAAACCCUACAUGUGUGGGGAGUGUGGGUACAGAGGAGCUAAAAAGUCACACUUGUUGGUACAUAUGAGAGGUCAUACUGGAGUAAGACCUUACCAGUGUGACUAUUCUGCUGCACAGAAAUCCACCUUGGACCAACAUAUAAUGAGACACACUGGUGAGAAACCCUACAUGUGUGGGGAGUGUGGCUACAGAACAACAACAAAGUCUAACUUAUCCCGGCAUAUGAGAACCCAUACCGGUGAAAAACCCUUCAAGUGUGACCAGUGCGACUAUUCUGCUGCACAUAAAUCCGCCUUGGACCACCAUUUAAGAAAACACAGUGGAGAGAAACCCUACAUGUGUGGGGAGUGUGGGUACAGGACGGCUUACAAGUCUGCAUUAUCCGUACAUGUAAAAAUCCAUACAAAAGAGAAACCCUACAAGUGUGACCAGUGCGACUAUUCUGCGGCACGGAAACCCCACCUGGAUCACCAUAUGGCAGCAAAACACACUGGUGAGAAACCCUACAUGUGUGGGGAGUGUGGAUACAGGACAGCUCUUAAGUAUACAUUAUCUGUACAUGUAAGAACCCACACAGGAGAAAAACCCUACAAAUGUGACCAGUGUGACUAUUCUGCUACACGGAAAUCGAAUUUAGACCAACAUUUAGCAAAACACACGGGUGAGAAACCCUACAUGUGUGGGGAAUGUGGGUACAGGACAACUCAAAAGUCUCACCUAUCCCAACAUAUGAGAAUCCAUACAGGGGAAAAACCCUUCAAGUGUGACCAUUGUGACUAUUCUACAGCAGUGAAAUCCCUCCUAGUCAGUCACUUAUUAAGAAAACACGCUGGUGAGGAACAUGUGUAAUGUACAACACACAACCUUGUCCCUUUGACGCUUUAAAAUUUGUAUGGUAGAAGUAACUGUUAAGUCUGUACCCGGGCCCUAUAAGUUAUAACUGCUUUUAUGAUUAGCUGCCAUAAACUCCAUAUUGAAACAGGAAGACAUACUCGCACCCCUCUGGAACAAAGACUGUGCAAACAUUGUAAUUUAGAUAGAAUAGAGGACGAACGCCAUUUUGUAGUAGAGUGUAGAUU
Messenger RNA from Branchiostoma floridae (Florida lancelet), 1916 nucleotides. Its product is annotated as zinc finger protein OZF-like. The record is from RefSeq and is a predicted model, not a curated record. The transcript is spliced from 3 exons. Gene Ontology annotation, cellular component: nucleus. Gene Ontology annotation, biological process: regulation of transcription by RNA polymerase II. Bases 490 to 1686 code for a protein of 398 amino acids. NCBI's taxonomy places the organism in Eukaryota, Metazoa, Chordata, Leptocardii, Amphioxiformes, Branchiostomatidae. Gene Ontology annotation, molecular function: DNA-binding transcription factor activity, RNA polymerase II-specific; RNA polymerase II transcription regulatory region sequence-specific DNA binding.